UUACCUUGUUAAGUAAUUAAUAAUAUUUUUGGUUUUGAAGUUACUCACAAUUAAAUUAGUUAGGUAGCAUGUCAAAAUUUGAUCCAUAUGAACACCUUAAUGUGGUGUUAAACCAAGAUGGAAGUAUAACUCGUCUUCUUGAUUUUCCUACAACUCAAGCCACUGGUGAUCAACAUCAUCUCCCUGGUCAAGCUGUUGUUAGCAAAGAUAUUACUUUAAAUGAAGAAAAGAAAACAUGGAUGAGACUUUAUCGUCCUAGUAAAUUGCCCUCCAAUGACAAAUCUAUCGCUAAACUUCCUAUUAUAGUUUAUCUUCAUACAGGAGGUUGGAUUCACUUCAGCGUAGCAAGUACAUUAAUACAUGAAAGUUGUAACCAACUAUGUAGCGAAGUCCCCUCCAUUGUUGUGGCAUUAGAUUAUGGUCUAGCACCUGAAAACAAGCUCCCAUCUCAAUACCACGACACGGUAGAGGCAGUUCUUUGGAUCAAGAACCAAGCGUUGGAUCGCGUUAAUGGCGAAAAAUGGCUAAGGGAGUAUGGAGAUUUCUCAAGGUGUUACCUCUAUGGUGUUAGUUGUGGUGGUAACAUUGCUUUUAAUUCCGCACUUAAAUUACUCGAUAAUAAAUUAGAGCCAUUACGUAUUAAUGGGGUCAUAUUGAACCAACCUUUAUUUGGUGGAAAAAUGAGGACAAAAUCAGAAAUGAGAUUAGCUACAGAUCCAUAUUUUCCUUUACCAGUAAUUGAUGUGUUGUGGGAUUUUGCUUUACCAAAAGGGACAGAUAGGGAUCAUAGGUUUUGUAACCCAAUGAUGAAUGAGCCAUACAAGGACAAGAUUAAAAAACUUGGGAGGUGUUUGGUUAUUGGAUUUGGAGGGGACCCUUUGGUUGAUAGGCAACAAGAAUUUGUGCAAAUGUUAGUUAAACAAGGGGUUAUGGUUGAAGCUAGAUUUGAUGAUGUUGGAUUUCAUGGAAUUGAAGUGGUUGACAGUAGAAGAGCUGCUGCUAUUAUUAAUUUUGUCAAGGAGUUUGUUUGAUGAUUCAUGUAUUCUGGCUCCGCGCACUAAGCUUCUGAUAUGUAAUAUGUGACUCGCACUAUUUUAUAUGUAAGAGGUGGUUAUACUUUAAUUAAUUUAGUAAAAUGUUUAAAAUAAUUAGUAAGUGAUAUUACUGGAAGUUAUACGAUUGGUCUUGUUUAUUUUUGUAUUAGUUUCUAGUCUGCACAUGUUCUAUGAAAAUGUUAUAUUGUAUAAUGUUUUUUCUAUUAUUCACUA
Molecule: messenger RNA, 1268 nt
Organism: Solanum pennellii
Lineage: Eukaryota; Viridiplantae; Streptophyta; Magnoliopsida; Solanales; Solanaceae
Product: probable carboxylesterase 9
Exons: 2
Coding region: 69-1031 (320 amino acids)
Molecular function (GO): hydrolase activity
Source: RefSeq, a predicted model, not a curated record